AUGUACCCCCACCACUGCGCUGAUGCGGUCAACCGCGGCGACUUUCAAUGCUGGAACUCCAUGAUCUUCAUCCGAGCUUGGCGGCUGGAGGCUCAUGCGGACAACAAGGCCAUGAUGCACCAUGUCAGGCUGUGCAUUGAGGGCAUCCCCGUCCACUCCCGGAACACCUACAUCGACACCUUCUUCAUCAGCCCUGGUUGCUCGCUCGACUACAUCGAGCAGCGCUCACUCCGCAGGGAGGACACCUACGACCUUGCCCUCUGGGCUUGGACGGCGGACCCAAGCUGCAUCCCAAAGGUGAAGUGGCUCACUCACCCCGCCUGCGGACACCACCGUCGUGGGUGCCGGGGGCUGCGCCACCGUGUCCUACUGCACCUCGACCUACACAAAGAUCACUCGAAGGCUCGUGACGACGACAACCCGCCUCCCCCUGACAUCUACGAGCACACUUGGGUCAGGAAGAUGGUGCACGGUAGUGCCUCUCGUCGUGAACACAUGGGCGACCAAGGCCGUGAUGAUCACAACCACAACAGGCGGAAUGACGAGGGUGGCUGUGAUGGUGGCCGUGGGCGUGAUGGCGGACAUGCGCGACAUGGCUGGCGUGACCGUGUGCGCCGCUCACUAUCGAGGAACCCUCGGACCCGCCAGCGCCAGGAAGAGGGAGGUCACUGA
Hordeum vulgare subsp. vulgare (domesticated barley) is the source of this 672-nucleotide messenger RNA. RefSeq lists its product as uncharacterized. NCBI's taxonomy places the organism in Eukaryota, Viridiplantae, Streptophyta, Magnoliopsida, Poales, Poaceae. The transcript has a single exon. The record is from RefSeq and is a predicted model, not a curated record. Bases 1 to 672 code for a protein of 223 amino acids.